This is a messenger RNA of Microtus oregoni (creeping vole), 1335 nucleotides long. RefSeq names its product OCIA domain containing 1 (gene Ociad1). The transcript is spliced from 9 exons. The coding region runs from base 163 to 906 and encodes 247 amino acids. The record is from RefSeq and is a predicted model, not a curated record. Gene Ontology annotation, cellular component: endosome. NCBI's taxonomy places the organism in Eukaryota, Metazoa, Chordata, Mammalia, Rodentia, Cricetidae.
CGUCAUUUCCUGCCGAAGGCAAAGCUUCCGGGUCGCGAUCCGCAGGACUUGUGUCUGGGUGACUUCUCGGCGUUGUCCGCGGUCUCUGCCUCUGGGGUCCUCCUCCGGCCUCUGCCCGGGCUCGUGCUCGCCGCGUUGCCACCUCCAUCGUGAGGAGGAACUAUGAAUGGGAGGGCUGAGUUUCGAGAGCCGAAUGCUGAAGUUCCAAGACCGAUUCCCCACAUAGGGGCUGAUUACAUUCCGACAGAGGAAGAAAGGAGAGUCUUUGCGGAGUGCAAUGAAGAAAGCUUCUGGUUCAGAUCUGUGCCAUUGGCGGCCACAAGUAUGUUGAUUACUCAAGGAUUAAUUAGUAAAGGAAUCCUGUCAAGUCAUCCAAAAUACGGCUCCAUUCCUAAACUUAUAUUUGCAUGUAUCAUGGGGUACUUUGCUGGGAAGCUUUCUUAUGUGAAAACCUGCCAAGAAAAGUUCAAGAAUCUUGAAAACUCCCCCCUUGGAGAAGCUCUGCGGUCAGGCCAAGCAAGGCGCUCUUCCCCACCUGGGCAUUAUGCUCAAAGAUCCAGAUAUGACUCCAAUAUGAGUGGUCAGUCCUCCUUUGUGACGUCUCCUGCAGCAGACAGCAUAGAAAAGGAGGCGCUUCCUCGUUACGAGCCAAUUCCAUUUAGUGCGUCUAUGAAUGAAUCCACUCCCACUGGUAUUACUGACCAUAUUGCCCAAGGACCUGAUCCCAACUUUGAAGAAAGUCCCAAAAGAAAAAGUAUUACAUAUGAGGAAUUAAGGAGUAAGAACAGAGAGUCCUAUGAAGUAACUUUAACACACAAGACUGACCCCUCAGUCAGGCCUGUGCAGGAAAGAGUGCCCAAAAAAGAAGUCAAAGUAAACAAAUACGGAGAUACUUGGGAUGAGUGAGAGACCCCGUCAUUGGACCUACUGAAGGCCUUCCAUACCCAGCUUCAUCCAGGUGGUGCACGCCCUGCAUGCCUGGACUCUGCAGCAGUCUUCAUAAACACAUUGAAAACGAAAUCCUGGUUUGUGUGAUUUAACAUUUGAUGCUUUACAAACACAGAUUUUAGUGUUUACUGUUGUGUAAAUGUUGUGACCCAGGGCACUCAGAAUGACGGUAUUAGGCCAUGGCUUGUACACUUGGUGACAGGGAAAGACUCGUGAAAUUUGACUGUGACUCUAGAUAAAGCUAUGUGAAGACAAGUGAUAGUGCAUGCCGCGGGGGGAGGAGGGAGCACACAUCUGGGGUUCAGCUUUAUAUCAGUUAUUAAAAGGCCUUUCUUCAGCAUUUGCUCUAGCAUCUUAAUGUUUAUGGUGAAUAAAAUGUAAAACACG